CACAUUCAGCCAUUCAGUAACCACAGAACCCUCAGUCCAGAGAAAAGCAAAUUUUCCAGUCUGGAAAAUAUGGAAGAAAGUCAGCAGACCAGAGCAAGAGAAGACUACCUGCAAUGUGAGGACUACUUUAUGGCUGUUGCCGGUCUGUCAGCCCAAAGAAGCAAAGACCCAAGCACACAGGUCGGGGCGUGCAUCGUGAACCAGGAGAAUAAGAUAGUUGGCAUUGGUUACAAUGGUAUGCCCAAUGGAUGUGAUGGCAAGCUGCCAUGGGCACGUGUUGCUGAUGACCGACUUGAAACUAAAUACCCAUAUGUGUGCCAUGCAGAGCUGAAUGCCAUUAUGAACAAGAACAGUGCUGAUGUGAAAGGCUGCACCAUGUAUGUGGCUUUGUUCCCCUGCAACGAGUGCGCCAAGCUCAUCAUCCAGGCAGGUUUUAAGGAAGUGGUCUAUCUUUCUGACAAGUACCAUGACAAACCGGAGAUGAAGGCCUCCAGAAAGCUGCUCAGCCUGGCAGGCGUAAAAGAGAGGCAGUUCAAGCCCAGGAAGAUUGAGAUUGUCAUUCCAUUAAAUGAAUGAAUGCUGAACAGCGCAGAACGAAGCGGGGAGGCAGAGGAAGACUGACGAGAUUGAAUGCCUCAUUUUCUGUAUGUCUUCUUGCCCCCUGCUUUGUCCAAAGGGAAACUCAAGGAUACCUCGACUAUGGGGUCUUUUGAUAUUUUGAUUUAACGGGAUAUUCAAGAUAGUUUAAUCUGAGGCUUCACCCUUUUUGGCUGACUGCAGUGGAAGGUCUUUCCAUGCUGCUUUCAAAGUUUUUAUUUUUUUCUGUCUUUUAAAAUUUCCUUUGGGUUUAGGAAUACACAAGAACCUUGAACACUCUGUGUUGAGCGUUUGAUUUUAAACUCUUUUGUGUUGUCAAUCAGAUCUUCUCAUGGCUGUCUGCACAGGGGAAAACCUGAAAUCAGUUUUUUCUCCUUCAAACCAGGUUCCACAUUAAUACAGAAGUGUCUUGAUAUUCAGUUCAUUUGACCUUCCACAUUCACAGUGGAUGCUGCCCAAUAAAUCAGUCUUGUUCUGUUGACACCUGAGAGCUGCUGUGUUACUGUCGGCCUCGUAGCAUCUGGGUGAACAGUUGGGCUUUCAGGGGCACAGACUGUGUGUACGCUAAUAUGUUACAAGUAGUUUAUAAAGAAUGUUGAGACCUGAUAAUCCAAUCUUGGUACAAAUUUCACUUUUAGAGUGAAUUUCUUUAUAAUGCUGAUUGGUUAUUGAAACAAUUGUGUUCUGAAAGUGUUGCUGCUUCAGUUGGUGAGACAAAGUUUCUGUGAUUGGAAUGGGUUAUUGUGUAAAAUGUCUUAAUAUUAUCAAUUGUAGUUACAACUAUUGGUGACACGAUGCACUGCAGGGUUUCAGAAAAGGUGUUAGGCCAAGGGGGUCGCCCCGAAUUCCCCAACCUAGGCUCAGAGGGCUGCCAGGCUCAGAAUACACUGGUUUGAUUGUAAUGUAUUCAGGGAUGCCUGACUGCAAUAUGUGAUGGGUCGAAAGCAAGAAUGUUUAAAUCCAGAGCCAGCAGAUUCUCUUUUAAUUAUCACUGGUAACACUUCUUAUUUUAGAUUUCUUUCAUGGUGCCAAAAGGCUCUUAAAAACAUCUUUCUUUAUUGUAUCUGUGGAUGAUUAGACCACAUGCUGUUUCUUUUUGCUGUCAUACUGUCUAAUACGUUGUUGAAGACAAGCAUAUAAAACCUAAUCAUUUGUUCCUAACAUAUUCAGAGUUUUCCCAUCAAUAUAUACUCAAUAAACCACAAUG
This is a messenger RNA of Seriola dumerili (greater amberjack), 1804 nucleotides long. RefSeq names its product deoxycytidylate deaminase-like. Gene Ontology annotation, molecular function: dCMP deaminase activity; zinc ion binding. The coding region runs from base 70 to 576 and encodes 168 amino acids. Gene Ontology annotation, biological process: dUMP biosynthetic process; dTMP biosynthetic process. Gene Ontology annotation, cellular component: cytoplasm. Lineage: Eukaryota; Metazoa; Chordata; Actinopteri; Carangiformes; Carangidae. The transcript is spliced from 6 exons. The record is from RefSeq and is a predicted model, not a curated record.